AUGUCAGCGUUUUUAUCCGCUCCUAGUAAGGACGGUCCAAUUUACACCAUGAGAGUUAUAUUUCCCAUUAUUAGUUGUUUCUUCUCAUACGUCAACGCGUGGAUGAUGCUGGCUCUGAACGGUGACAUUCGCAGGAAAAUUUUGGCUUUACUAGGACAUCGAAAGCGAAAGGAUCAGACAUGUGAUGUGAUACUGGCAGUGACACCGCCUCUGAGAGGUCUGUGA
Molecule: messenger RNA, 225 nt
Organism: Ostertagia ostertagi
Lineage: Eukaryota; Metazoa; Nematoda; Chromadorea; Rhabditida; Trichostrongylidae
Source: the annotation of a GenBank genome assembly